Molecule: messenger RNA, 841 nt
Organism: Branchiostoma belcheri (Belcher's lancelet)
Lineage: Eukaryota; Metazoa; Chordata; Leptocardii; Amphioxiformes; Branchiostomatidae
Product: dnaJ homolog subfamily C member 9-like
Exons: 5
Coding region: 77-835 (252 amino acids)
Cellular component (GO): cytoplasm; nucleus
Molecular function (GO): heat shock protein binding
Source: RefSeq, a predicted model, not a curated record
AUCGGGGAAGAAAGAAAAAGUCUCCAGAAAUCGUCUCAUAUCUUCUCACCUGAGGACACCUGGUCACACCUGCGUCAUGCCGGGACUUCUCCAGACCUGUGAGGACCUGUUCAGCACCCGUGACCUCUACAAUGUCAUAGGAGUGGAGAAAACGGCGACGGAGAAACAGGUGAAGAAAGGGUACUACCGCAUGUCCAUGAGAUUCCACCCGGACAGAAACUCAGACGACGCCCAGUCCACAGAAAAGUUCCAGGCUCUGAGUAAAGUCUACUCUGUCCUGUCUGACACCGGGAAAAGGGCCCUGUACGAUGAAAGUGGAGAGGUAGAUGAUGAAGUUGAUGUGGACCAGGACAAAGACUGGGCGUCCUACUGGCGUCUACUAUUCCCACAAGUCACUCUGCAGGCUGUGAAAGACUUCGAAAAGAACUACAAAGGUUCCGAAGAGGAGCUUGCUGACCUGAAGUCUGCGUACCUGGAGCACGAGGGCGACAUGGAUGACAUCAUGGACGCCGUUACCCUGGCAACGCUCGAGGAUGAGCCGCGCUUCCGCAAGCUGCUGAUUGGUCAGAUCAGGUCAGGUGACCUGCCGGACUUCCCAGCAUUCUCUCAGGAGGACAGGAGCAAGCAGCAACGCAGGAAACGCAAGGCUAAGAAAGAAGCGAAGGAGGCAGAAUCAGCGAUGAAAGAACUUGGCAUGGACGGUUCGGAGGACGCGCUGCAGAAAAUGAUCGCACAGAGAAGCCAAAACAGAGAGAGUCAGUUCAACAACUUCAUGGCUGAUCUGGAGGCUAGAUACGCACCAAAGGGGAAGAAAACCAAGAAAGGGAAAAAGUGAAAAGAA